AUGGAUUCGUCCACUGAGCAUGUGCCAGAAAAGAUUAAUUUCGCCGAAGAAGAAGCGAAAAUCUUAAAGAUUUGGAACGAGAACAAAACAUUCGAGAAAUCGCUGGAACUGGCUAAGAAUCGACCGCAUUACACUUUCUUCGAUGGGCCGCCUUUUGCUACCGGAUUGCCUCAUUAUGGGCACAUUCUUGCAGGGACCAUCAAGGAUGUUGUGACACGCUGGGCUCAACAAACUGGGCAUUAUGUGGAGCGCCGCUUCGGCUGGGAUACCCAUGGAUUGCCUGUCGAAUAUGAAAUCGACAAAGCGCUUGGCAUCAGUGGACCUGCUGAUGUCAUGGCCAUGGGAAUUGAUAAAUAUAAUGCGGAAUGUCGAAAGAUUGUCAUGCGUUAUGCCUCUGAAUGGGAACACAGCGUUAAUCGAAUGGGAAGAUGGAUCGAUUUCAAGAAUGACUACAAAACGAUGUAUCCGUGGUUCAUGGAGUCCGUGUGGUGGGCUUUCUCAGAGUUAUUCAAGAAAGGCCUUGUUUACAAAGGAGUCAAGGUGAUGCCUUAUUCUACUGCUUGCUGCACUCCAUUAUCGAAUUUCGAAGCUGGCUUAAAUUACAAAAUGGUCAACGAUCCGGCAGUUUGCGUUGGUUUCAAAGUUGAAAAUAUGGAAAAUCGAUACUUGGUCGCGUGGACCACCACACCGUGGACACUGCCUUCUAAUCUGGCUCUCGUUGUUCAUCCAGACUUAGAAUACGUGUUGGCACGAGAUAAAAACACAAAUGUCGAAUACAUUGUCAUGGAAUGCCGCCUUGGAGAACUCAAAAAUGAUCAUUUGGAGAUUUUGGAAAAGUUCCCGGGAAAAAAACUCGAGGGUACUUUAUAUGAACCGCUGUUUCCAUAUUUCAAACAUAUGCGCCAAGAGCGAAAUGCUUUCCGUGUCCUCGUCAACACGUUCGUCACCACUGAUCAAGGAACGGGAGUUGUACAUGAAGCUCCUUACUUUGGAGAGAUUGACUUCCAAGUUUGCCUUGAAAACAAAAUCAUCACUAAAGAUAUGAAGGUCGUUUGUCCUGUUGAUGAAACUGGCCGCUUUACCAAUGAAGUCUCUGAUUGGGCUGGAAUGUAUGUCAAAGAAGCAGAUAAGCUCAUCAUCAAGAAUUUAAAGGAAAGGGGACAUCUGGUUCAUCGCGGCGAAGUUGAACAUUCUUAUCCUUUCUGCUGGCGCUCUGAUACUCCACUACUGUACAAAGCAGUCCCUUCAUGGUUCAUUCGAGUAGAAGAAGUCGUGCCAAAACUAUUGGAGAACAAUGAGAAGACUUAUUGGGUUCCUUCAAUAGUCAAAGAGAAGCGUUUUGCAAACUGGCUUCGUGAUGCGCGUGAUUGGGCAGUUUCGAGGAAUCGUUUUUGGGGGCACACCAAUAAAUCUUUGGGUUUC
Mesorhabditis belari is the source of this 1422-nucleotide messenger RNA. NCBI's taxonomy places the organism in Eukaryota, Metazoa, Nematoda, Chromadorea, Rhabditida, Rhabditidae. The record is from the annotation of a GenBank genome assembly.